Haliotis rufescens (red abalone) is the source of this 2046-nucleotide messenger RNA. Its product is annotated as solute carrier family 23 member 2-like. Gene Ontology annotation, cellular component: membrane. The record is from RefSeq and is a predicted model, not a curated record. The coding region runs from base 25 to 1806 and encodes 593 amino acids. Lineage: Eukaryota; Metazoa; Mollusca; Gastropoda; Lepetellida; Haliotidae. The transcript is spliced from 11 exons. Gene Ontology annotation, molecular function: transmembrane transporter activity. Gene Ontology annotation, biological process: transmembrane transport.
AGUGACCUCGUUCAGCACACUAUCAUGAUGGUCGAGGGACACCCAAGUCAGGAUGGAGACAGCCGGACAAAAAAAGAGAGUGUGAUAUACGGGGUAGAGGACACUCCCUCUAUUCCACUAUGGUUCGUCUUUGGUCUCCAGCAAACCGUGAUGUGUAUAACUGGGACGCUGUCCAUCCCAUUCCUGAUCACCCGCCAGAUCUGUGCGUCCCAGCUGACUGACGUCACAGCCAAACUGCUCAGCGUAUCCUUCUUCAUGUGUGGAGUGUCCACCCUUCUGCAAGACACCAUCGGCAUCAGGCUGCCAAUCAUCCAGGGAGGGUCACACACAUUUAUUCCACCCAUCGUCGCCAUGAUGUCGUUGAAGAAAUGGGAAUGUCCACCAGAUGAUAUUGCUGCUGGAAACGAAACGAUAGAAGCAGCAUGGUUGCCACGGAUACGAGAGAUACAAGGAAACCUGAUCCUGGCCUCUCUGACCCAAGUCGUCCUAGGAUGUACAGGGUUAAUUGGCUUCCUCCUCAGGUUCAUUGGGCCCCUCACGAUCGCCCCAACCAUCUCACUCAUUGGUCUCUCGUUGACGGUGGUUGUCAACGACUUCAGCAAGUCCCAUUGGGGUGUGGCGUUUCUCUCCAUGUGUCUGAUACUGAUGUUCUCGCUGUUCCUGGGUCGCUUCAAGCCGCCCGUACCUUCCUUCAGCAGGGCUAAAGGCUGCCAUGUCUCACGAUAUCCUCUCUUUCAACCAGCCCCGGUUUUGCUUGCUAUCGGUAUAUCAUGGCUGUUCUGCCAUGUGCUCACCAUCACUGACGUCUUCCCCAACAACGCCACGUUGCCUGGGUACCUUGCCCGCACCGACGCCGCCUCGAGACUCCAGGCCGUCGACAAUGCACCAUGGUUCUACUUCCCGUAUCCAUUCCAGUUUGGAAUGCCGACCUUCAGUGCUGCAGGGUACGUUGGGCUACUUGCGGCAACCAUCAGCUCAGUGAUUGAAUCUAUUGGGGACUAUUUUGCUGCCGCUAGAGUGUCAGAUGCUCCACCUCCCCCACCCCACGCUAUAAACAGGGGGAUAGCAAUGGAAGGAUUUGGGAGUAUCAUUUCUGGAAUGGUGGGGUCGGGCCAUGCAACAACGUCCUACAGCGGCAACGUUGGUGCCAUUGCCAUAACAAAGGUUGCCAGUCGUCGAGUGUUCCAAACAGCCGGCUUGUUGCUGGUACUGUGUGGCCUUGUGGGUAAAUUUGGAGCUGUCAUCACUCUUAUACCGGAGCCAAUCAUCGGGGGGCUAAAUGCUGUCCUCCUGGGGAUGGUGGCGGCUGUUGGAAUCUCCACCCUGCAGUUCACUGAUCUCUCGUCCUCAAGAAAUCUUACGAUACUUGGUCUUUCAUUGAUGCUGGGGCUUGGAAUCCCCCAGUGGAUAUAUGCAAAUCCGGACGCGAUAAAUACAGGCAAUACAGAGUUGGAUCAGGUUAUCAAUGUUCUCCUGGGCACCGCCAUGUUUGUUGGCGGAUUUAUUGGCUGUUUUCUCGACAACAUUGUACCAGGAACCUUGGAAGAACGAGGGCUGACUAAAUGGCGACAGAAGCUUGUUGGAACCAGCGAUGGACCAUCACAUGUGGAUCAAAUGAAACUAUAUGACUUUCCUUUCGUCAUGAAGUACCUAAGACGGAUAGCCUGCUGUGCAUACAUACCAUUUAUGCCCACUUUUGAUAAGGAUAUUUGCAAGGCCAAAACCAAUGACGAUGACCAUGAAAAUAUUGAAAAACAGUCCAACCAUGAACCUGUCGAGACUAAGGAUGCUGAAUGUCGCCUUUGAUUAUUUGGAUCCAUUGGACAGACAUUCAGCAUUUUGGUCUUGACAGUUUCACAUUUUACUCAUUAUCAAACUACCUUCUGUAUAUGAUUUAUACAUAACUGUAUCUCAUAAUACUAUAUUUUUUAUAUUGAUAUAUCAGUUCGUCCAGGCAAACCGUACUUGGAGAGUCACAGUUCAAACAAUGAAUAAUCAUCGCAGAAAGUCAUAGUGUUUGUGAACUGCAAUAAAUCAAAAGAGCCG